CUUAUCCCCUUGCGGCAAAACCUUGCGCGCAACAAUGGCCGCCUCCCUCCCGACCACCGCCGCGCGCCUCGCGGCCCCGGCCUUCGCCUACCGGUCGCCCAACGCUCCCUCCGCCACCGCCCUCCCGCGUGCCGCCGCCUUCCCUGCAAUCGCCGUCGCGGCGGCGCCCCUGCGCCCGCGCCGCGCGCCGAGGCCGGUGGCGGCCCGGGCCGGGGGCGAGGAGAGGGAGACGAUACUGCUCCCCGGGUGCGACUACAACCACUGGCUGAUCGUCAUGGAGUUCCCCAAGGACCCCGCGCCCACCCGCGAGCAGAUGAUCGACACCUACCUCAACACACUCGCCACCGUCCUCGGCAGCAUGGAGGAAGCCAAGAAGAACAUGUACGCCUUCAGCACGACCACCUACACCGGGUUCCAGUGCACCGUGGACGAGGAGACGUCGGAGAAGUUCAAGGGUCUGCCUGGGGUGCUGUGGGUGCUCCCUGAUUCCUACAUCGACGUGAAGAACAAGGACUACGGAGGUGACAAGUACGUGAACGGCGAGAUAAUCCCCUGCACGUACCCGACGUACCAGCCGAAGGAGCGGAGGACGUCCAAGUACGAGAGCAGGCGGUACGAGAGGCGGAGAGAUGGGCCACCGGCGGCCAGCAGGAAACCGAGGCAGCAGGCACCAGCUCAGACUCAGACCGAGUCCGCGUCUUCGUGACGAGCUCUGCAGGCAUUUUGUCCACGUACCUACCUACCUAGAAGUAGAACAAGAGAGGAGGACGCCUAAAAUUCUGUCGCCUUGGGCACCGCGUACUGGACUGGACAGGCGGGUCGGGAUCCAUCAUCCAUCGUCAGCCAGAAAAAUUGUCGCUGUCCAAGCAGCCUGGGCAGCUUGUGUGUGUGUGUGCUGAUAAGCCUGAUAUCUUGAGCUAGCUGUGGCAGAAACUGAAAACCCUACUCUUCCCCCCGACUCCUUAGUGAGCUGUGUGAUGCCGACUGGUGUAGAGCUGUAUCGCUGAUUGCGUGAAACCGAAAUGCUGUGGCUUUAUUUAGACUGAAGUUGGCACUUCGAGCC
This is a messenger RNA of Zea mays, 1063 nucleotides long. Its product is annotated as DAG protein. Gene Ontology annotation, cellular component: chloroplast. The record is from RefSeq and is marked validated. The transcript has 5 exons. NCBI's taxonomy places the organism in Eukaryota, Viridiplantae, Streptophyta, Magnoliopsida, Poales, Poaceae. Gene Ontology annotation, biological process: chloroplast RNA modification; cytidine to uridine editing. The coding region runs from base 35 to 706 and encodes 223 amino acids.